Molecule: messenger RNA, 3170 nt
Organism: Chelonia mydas (Green sea turtle)
Lineage: Eukaryota; Metazoa; Chordata; Testudines; Cheloniidae
Gene: TRPT1
Product: tRNA phosphotransferase 1
Exons: 7
Coding region: 2429-3088 (219 amino acids)
Biological process (GO): tRNA splicing, via endonucleolytic cleavage and ligation
Molecular function (GO): tRNA 2'-phosphotransferase activity
Source: RefSeq, a predicted model, not a curated record
GAGUGGGGGAGGGACUGGCUAGCUCAGGGGAGUGUGGAGUGUGAUUCGGGGGUCUUUCCCUUCUAGGGGGCACUGGCACUUGGCCUUUCCCUGCUUUAGCCCCUUCCCCAAGGGCUACAUGAGCUCUAGGGGGAAUCCCCAUGCCCCAGAGGGGGGCUGGUGCACCCCGGAGACUCUGAUGGGCCUGGGGCACCAUCCCCAUGCUAAGGAGGAUGAGGGACACUGGGUUCCCCCAGCUCUCUGGCCUGCAUUGUCCAGUCUUACUAUGCGGCAACCCCUCAGCCGGCCCUCUUGCCCCAGGGCUGGAUACAGCACUAGUCGCUCAUGAUGAUAAUACAGAGGCCUCUGCCCCAUCUCCCCUCCCAGAACCAGGGAGAGAAACCAGGAGUCCUGACUCCCAACCCCAUGUUCUAACCACUGGACCACACACGCACCCCUCAGGUAGAGAGGGGACAAAAUUCCUGGGCUCCGUGGGGUGUGGGGGUCUAGUGGUUAGAUCUGGGCAGGAUCUUUCCCCAGUCAAAGCUGGGCAGUGGAUGGGGAUGGCCCUGCAUACCUAUGGACAUCCCAUUCAUGUCUGGAGGCGUCAGCCAUAGGGGUCCUGGGAUGCUGGGGCCCUGGAGACAUUAAUCCUGGUCUCGGCCGGCCCGAGGGCAGCUCAGCCCCUAAUCGGCUCAAGGAGGGGUGAAUGGCUAGUUUGAUGGUGAGGCCUGGAAUCCCAGCUGAUUAAUUGUAUUCAAGUUGCCAAUAAGCUGGAUAAUCGGAGCUGAGUGGAGGGAACGCCUAAAGCUUUGAGAUGCAGCCUUCUCUCACGCCAUCCCAGCCUAGGAUCACCCCUGUGGGAGCCCAUGGACUAUGGAUGGAUACUUCCCACCAACCCCAUCUGUCCUGAGUCCCCUCGGCCUUCUCCCCAUAAAUUGCAUUAAUCUGCCGUGCCCCAACCCUGGGGGAAACUGAGGCACGGAUAAGGUGAUGGAUGUGCCUGAUGUCACACAGUGAGGUAGUAAAAUCAGGAAUAGAAUCUACACGUCCUGAUGCCCAGCCCCGCUGCUGUAACCACUAGGAUUCCCUCCCUACCCAGAGCUGAUAGUAAACUUUAUCAUCAUCAUCAUCAUCAUAUUCUUUGCAACUGCCUUGGCUGGUGGAAUGAACUAGGCCAAGGGUGCAGGAGUCAGGGCCUCCCCCUGCCGUCCAUAUCAGUGGGUGGUGCUGCGGAAAGGGCUCUGUGCUUCAAGGAGGUGAAAGGUGACUCUAAGAGCACAAGGUGCUGCCACAAGCCAGCCUGACUCACUGAGUCACCUCCUGCUGGCGAGGGGCUGCUGUCAUGACCUCAGCUACCGUCAGCUCCUGCCCCCAACCCCAACUUUAACCCCUAGACCCCACUCCCUGCCCCGUGCUGAGGAUAGAACCCAGGGGACCUGACUCCUAGCUCCUACCCAGAGAGUGGUUUGCACAGUGUGGGGUACCUCACCCUUAGCCUCAGUUUACCUGUUCUUAAUUUCACCCCAUUUUUUCCUCAUUUACCCCCCAUAACACCCUCUUUUCCUGCCCUUUCCCCUGUCUCCCACUGCCCUGGCUUAGGGUGGGGCUGGCAUCUGGGACGAUUCCUUUGUAGCAGGGCCGUGGCCCUUCAAACCCCCUUUGCAAACAGGAGACCCAGCAGCUGGCAGCCAGAGCUGGAGCUGCCUGCAAAGCGGGUGUGGGGCGCCACCAUGUGUGGCCAGGCAGCAGUGCCGGGCCUGCUGCAGGGUCUGGACCCAGCCCAGAGUAGAGAGGGAAGGGGGCGGGUGGAUAGAUGGGGAUAGGCAGGCAGGUGGAGAGAGUGACCUGAAGAAGAGCCCUGUGAAAGUUUGGGAAGUAGGUCUAAUAAGAGCUAUUACUCCAUGCGCCUUGUCUGACUCAGAUAGGUGGGCCUGGGCCUAGACAGACAGUCAGAGGCAGCGGUGGAGGAUGAACCCUGCUUCCACGAACCCCUGCCCCCCUAGAUUAUUCCACCUUUGCCCAGUAGGGGGAGUCUCCCCCCGCCCACAGCAAGUGCCCCUGGCGCAUGUGGGAGCUGGAAUACCAGGCUAGUUGGGUGCCCAGGGCUGACCACUCCUACCUGAAAGACUACAAUUCCCAGAAGCCUUUGCGGCCCAAAAGUUCGGCCUCCAGGCCACGACCUUGCCCAUGAUGCUUGGUGGGUGGAGCUGGAGCAGUUGAGUUCAAGUUUGCAGCUGUGGUUGGUGGGAGACUGGCAGUCUGGUCUGGGACUGGGUAACUGUCCCAGGCAAGGGGGCGCUGAGACAGAGGAGGAGGGGAGCGAGAGAGCUGGGGAGUCAGAUUGCUGGUGGGAGAGUGGGAUUGGUGGGAACAGGGUAACUGCCUUUAGGCAUUCUAGGGAGGCUGAGGCUGUACAGAGCCCAGGAGCAGGGUGGGAACGACUAGCAUGGAUCCAGGGGGAGCAGAAUCUCAGCAGCCCCUCCCUAGGGCUCCUGGGAGAGGGAGCCGGAAGUCUGGGAGUCGAAAGAGGCACCAGGACCAGAAUCCAGAUGUCCGUCUGUCCAAAGCCUUGUCCUAUGUUUUGCGUCAUGGAGCAGCCCAGCUGGGGCUGGAGAUGGGUGCUGAUGGGUUCCUAGACGUGGCUGCCCUGCUGAGCCUGCCCCGCUUUGGGGGGGUCUCUGUGGCCGAUGUGCGACACGUUGUGGAGACUAACGACAAGCGCCGCUUUGCCCUGCGCCCCCACCCUAGUGAUGGGCGCUUGCAGAUCCGCGCCAACCAGGGGCACUCACUGCAGCAGGUGUCAGAGCUAGAGCUGAUCCCACUGCUGGAGCCCACAGCCCUACCCCAGACCAUAGCCCAUGGCACUUACCUGCGGCACUGGCCGGCCAUCUGCCGGGGGGGCCUUUCCCGCAUGGGGCGCAACCAUAUCCACCUAGCACCUGGGCUGCCCGGGGAUGGACAUGUCCUCAGCGAUGGGAUCCAGUUCUAUCGCUCAGCUAAUGGUGUCAUCCUCACACCGGGUGAUGCUGAAGGCCUCUUGCCUCCCCGGUACUUCCAGAGAGUCCUGCAGCUCCGGCCUGACAGGCGUUUGCUACCCCUCGAGUGACUCUCACAGGGUCCAGGGCCAUGGCAUGGAGGAGAAUCAGGCAGGAGAGAGCAGUGUAAAAUAAAAUCCCUAUUGUUCCAUC